Molecule: messenger RNA, 1557 nt
Organism: Clonostachys byssicola
Lineage: Eukaryota; Fungi; Ascomycota; Sordariomycetes; Hypocreales; Bionectriaceae
Source: the annotation of a GenBank genome assembly
AUGCCCGAAUCCUCCGCCUCGUCCUCCCCCGAGGCGCACACAUCCGCGUCCAAAACCGAUGACGAGAAGCCGUACCACUCGAAACGCCCCCACAAGAAAUCAAGAACCGGCUGCAAGAAUUGCAAAGCGCGCAAAGUCAAAUGCGACGAAGCCCGCCCGACCUGCCGGUCCUGCAGACUGCGCAAGACCGAAUGCAUCUAUCCAUCUUCGUCACCAAAAGCGACACCGGCGGGCACAGCGGUGCCAAUCAGGAGCAAAGACUCGCCAUUGCCGUCACUAGAGGCCGAUUACUCCAGCAAUGACCAGCCCUCUCCGUUCCCGCCUGCGCUCGCGGCAACUUCCAACCCCGGCCAAUUUGAUUUCGACCGCGAUACGACUACACCGAGUUUCCCUUCGACCGAUGACUUGGGCUUGAUACCGUCCAUAGUUGUCGAGCCCAUGUACCGCCCGGCACCAGCAGUUGACGAAAUCGAUAUGCGGCUGUUGUGGUUCUAUACUACUUCGACGUGCUCCUCCUUCAGCAUCGAACGCGGUACAACCAGGCCUCUCGAGUCCCUGAUGCGCACCACAGUUGUCCAGUACGCCUUCGAGACACCCUUUCUCAUGCACUCGCUGUUUGCACUUGCAUCUCUGCAACUACAAAGCCUGGGCAGUGCAAUCGAUCCACAGCGAUCAUUCUACUACCGCGCCAAAUCAUUCGAAGGCUAUCGUAAAGCAGUAGAGGAUGCCAACCCUGCCACGAUACCUGCCCUUCUCGCCAACUCCUUGUUUCUCACCGCACUAUCCUCGCAGACUUUCCGGGAUCCGGAUACGAAGGAUCUCUAUAUCGUAGACUGGAUGCUUGUUUGGCGCGGGAUCGGCCUGAUGAUCGGCGCUAUGGGUGUUGGGCCUAUGAUUGAUGCCGGCCUCAAUAUACUGUUCUACCGGCCCGUCAUAGACCUUGAUGAAGCCACAUUUUCCAUCCCUAACAACUUGCUUUUCAUGGUUUCCUCCAUCUCAACCGAUGACCCUGACCAUGCCGAAGUUCAAGUCUACUACAACACAUUGAGAUAUCUGGGUUCCCUCUACUUCAAUCUUGCUACCAAGGGAAUGACGCCCGUCAUGGCCCUCCGGGUCAUCACCUGGUUCACAUUUGUCCCCAGGCGGUUUGUAGAGCUCGGGAGGGAAAUGCGGCCGCGGGUUAUCGUGAUACUGGCCUAUUAUGCCAUGUUUCUCAAACUCACCACCAACAUCUGGUGGACGGCUGGGAUCGGUGAACGUACCCUGCGGGAUAUCAGAAAACACCUCAACGCGGAAUGGGUAGAUCUGGUGAGAAUUCCAUUCCAGACAAUAAGUGUGCACGACAGCACGAAGGUGGCACGCAUAAUCUUGCAGGAUCCGGAAUGGAAUAACCCAUCCACCAUAGCCGGGCUUGCAGAGAGCGAGGAGGCGCUGGCCGGUGUCCGAAAACUCACCUGGGUUGACAACGUAGGUGAGCCGAUCACUUGGCAAGACAAUCAACCGGUGCUUGUCAACCCAAACGAUGAAGGCUCAACAACACCUACCUGGUCAUUAUGA